GACAAUCAAAAAAAAAAAAAAAUCACAAUGAUCCUUUGAUAAUAAUACACAAAAAUUAUUCUUUGAUUCUAUUCGGUCAUUCUCAUCAUAGUGAAAGCUUCGAUUAAUUUAAUUUUCAAUCAAUCAAUCGGUUUUUGUGUGUGUGUGUGUCUGUAGUCAAAAUGAAUGUCAAUCGAUUCAUAUUCAUUUCAUUACUUAUCGAUCUACUGGCAUUCACUUUGAUAUUACCAUUAUUGCCAUCAUUAUUGGAAUGUUUUGCUAAACAAGAUACGAGUGGCCUUUAUAAUUAUGUGGAUAAUUUUAUACAAUCAACUCAACAAUGGAUCGGUGGACCACAAAUGUUCAAUAGAUCUUUAUUCGGUGGUCUAUUGGGUUCAUUGUUUUCAUUUCUUCAAUUCAUUUCGAUGCCAAUCAUUGGAAUGCUUUCGGAUAUUUAUGGCCGCCGUCCAUUAUAUCUUAUUUGUUUAACUGGAAUUUCAAUAUCUUAUUUUUUUUGGUCAAUUUCUAUCAAUCAUUUUGGAAUAUUUGUAUUAUUUCGUAUCCUGAAUGGUUUAAGCAAAGGAAAUGUUAGUCUUAGUACAGCAAUUGUAACUGAUGUUACUACGGAAAAUAAACGUGGUAAAGGAUUCGCAACGAUUGGCAUUGCAUUUUCCAUUGGAUUUAUUGUUGGCCCUAUGAUUGGUGCAAUAUUAUCCAAAUUACAUUGGUCACCACCAGAUGGCACCGGUUCAUUUUGUUUUCAAUUAUUCCCACCAAUAUUUGCAUUUAUUUUAUCUUUGAUUAAUAUGAUUUUUUCAUAUCAUUAUUUACCUGAAACAUUAUUGCCUCAUAAACGAGCUACAUCACUUUGUAACAGUCUUGUCGAUGCAUUCCAUUAUAUUAAUCCAUGGUCAUUGUUUUCAUUUAAAAUUGUUAAAAAUUUAAACACCAAAGAAAAAUCCAUCCUCCGAUAUGGUGCAUUUGUCAAUUUUUCCUUCUUAUUCAUCUAUUCUGGAUUAGAAUUUACACUUGCAUUUCUAACAUUUAUUCGUUUCAAUUUUACUAGUAUGGAUCAAGGAAAAUUAUUUUUCUACGUUGGUUUUCAAAUGUUUCUGAUACAAGGUGUUUUAUUACGACGUAUCAAUCAUAAUUAUUACAAUCAUCUUCUUUUAUCGGGAAUAUUAUUGGUCAUACCUGCAUUUAUUAUUGUUGGAUAUGCACAAACCAUUACCGGACUUUAUCUAGGAUUAAUACCAUAUGCAUAUUCAUCGGCAAUCGUUAUACCAUCAUUAUCGACUACAUUCUCAUCAUUCGGUAAUUCAAGCCAAAAAGGUGUCCUAUUAGGUAUAUUUCGUUCAAUCGGUGCAUUAGCUCGUGCAUGUGGACCAAUGACAAUGUCAUUCAUAUUCUGGAGAUUUGGAAUCGAAACAGCAUAUACGAUUGGAAGUAUUCUUCUAUUAAUACCAUUAUAUCUAGGUUAUCAAUAUCAUAUACAAUGUAAAACAUAUCGUUCUACAUUUGAAUAAAGUGUUAAUUCUUCACACACAGUUAACCCGAAAAAAACGAUUUGGAAAAUUUUUUAUUUUAAAAAAAGAACAAAAUUAUAUACACACAAAUUCCACAAGAACCAAAAAAAAAAAAAAAUCAAUGAUUCUCGUGAUCAAAGAAAAAGAGAAUCUAAUUGUCAAUUAAUGGCAAUCAUUGUCUAGCAUUCACUCAUUCAUUCAUUCAUUCAAUUGAGAUUUGUUGAUUACUAAAUGUUUUUCUGUUGUUGUUGUU
Messenger RNA from Dermatophagoides farinae (American house dust mite), 1758 nucleotides. Its product is annotated as major facilitator superfamily domain-containing protein 10. NCBI's taxonomy places the organism in Eukaryota, Metazoa, Arthropoda, Arachnida, Sarcoptiformes, Pyroglyphidae. The record is from RefSeq and is a predicted model, not a curated record. Gene Ontology annotation, molecular function: transmembrane transporter activity. Gene Ontology annotation, cellular component: brush border membrane. Gene Ontology annotation, biological process: transmembrane transport.